AUGUCCUGGAUCAGCAAACAGCUCGAAUUAACCCCCACCCACUUUGUCUACCUUAUCCUCUCUGCCUUUCUCCUCCUAUACGCCCUCUUCUCAGCCUUCAUCCGCAACCGCCUCCACCUCUCCGAACCCCCACUCGCCACUCUAGUCGGCAUAGCCUUUGGACCCCAAGGCGCAAACCUCAUCAGCUCUGUACGAUGGUUCUCGGACGACAUCACGCAGGAGGCAGCGAGGGUUGUGGUUGGGCUACAGUGUUUCACCGUCGGCGUGGAGUUGCCGAAAGCGUACUUUUCGCGCCACUGGAAAAGCGUGGGCAUGAUGUUGGGGCCGGUCAUGACCUUUAGUUGGCUCAUUACCGCCGGCUUCGUAUACGCGGUGUUGCAGACCAAUUUGACGACGGCCCUCAUCAUCAGUGCGUGUCUCGCUCCUACGGAUCCCGUGCUGGCGGCCAGUGUGCUGGCCGAGAGCACCUUCUCCAAAAGAGUGCCGAGGAGAUUGAGGCACAUGCUCAGUGCCGAGAGUGGAUGCAAUGACGGCGUUAGCUUUCCCUUCCUGUACAUUGGCAUCCUCUUCCUCGUCGAGCAGACGCCGGGAGCUGCGAUCAAAGAGUGGGUUCUUGGGACCGUGCUAUGGCAAUGUACGCUCGGUCUACUGAUCGGCCUCGUCAUCGGCCACUCUUUCAAUCGAAGCCUGCGAUUCGCGGAGCGCUGGGCGUACAUCAGUCCCGCGCCUUUCCUUGUCUUUUACUUCCUACUCGCCAUCUUCUCGGUCGGGAUCGGCUCAACCCUGGGCGUGGACGACUUCCUCGUGGCCUUUGGAGCCGGUUACGGUUUCGCAUGGGACGGCUGGUUCGCGAAAAAGACGAGGGAAACAAACCUGCCCGAAAUACUAGACCUGCUGCUGAACUCGAGCAUGUUCGUCUACUUCGGUGCCAUCAUCCCGUGGAGGUCCUUCACCCCGACGGAAUUUACACCCUCGAUCACGCCGGGCCGAUUGGUGGGCUUGCUGGUCCUCAUCCUCCUCUUCCGCCGCAUCCCCAUCGUCCUGGCCAUGAAGCGCUUCGUCCCCGACAUCCGAACGUACCGCGAAGCGCUCUUCUGCGGCUACUUCGGCCCCAUGGGCGUCGGCGCGCUUUUCCUCGUCAUCGAAGCUCGCGCCAUGCUGGAGAACGGCACGUCGAUACCGGACGCGCACCCGCCCGCGGAGAACGAGAACAAGCAGGCUAUAGAGACGGUGUGGCCUGUGGUCUGCUUUAUCGUCCUGGGAUCGACGAUGGUGCAUGGGCUUUCGGUCGCGGCGAUCAGCGUGGGGAGUCAUUAUGCGCGGAAGGAAGGGGAGAGGGCACCGCUGAUUGGAGGCGAAUCGGAUGGUUUGUACGGUAUGGUUCAUGAGGGAGGUGGGGGAGAGAGCGAGCCGAGUGUUAGUGGGGAUGAGGACCCUGAUCCCCCUGAUCAUUAUUGA
Molecule: messenger RNA, 1458 nt
Organism: Letharia columbiana
Lineage: Eukaryota; Fungi; Ascomycota; Lecanoromycetes; Lecanorales; Parmeliaceae
Exons: 1
Coding region: 1-1458 (485 amino acids)
Biological process (GO): regulation of membrane potential; proton export across plasma membrane; sodium ion export across plasma membrane
Cellular component (GO): plasma membrane
Molecular function (GO): sodium:proton antiporter activity
Source: RefSeq, a predicted model, not a curated record